Molecule: messenger RNA, 871 nt
Organism: Dicrocoelium dendriticum
Lineage: Eukaryota; Metazoa; Platyhelminthes; Trematoda; Plagiorchiida; Dicrocoeliidae
Source: the annotation of a GenBank genome assembly
GUUGGCCCCUCAAUGGCGACAGUACGCAAAGGACUGUCACUGCAUAACAAUGUAGUGGAGCACUUUCCGCAAGAAGGUUCUAAAUUCCCCUCAAAAAAGCUUUCGUCACUGUCCAAGCCCGCCACACUCAAGAAACCGGAGUGCAAAAUGCCAUUCAGUAUUUAUCGAGACACAGUAGAAUCCCCCUGUCGUUUCUGUGGUUCUGUUGUACUCGACACCGAUAAAUCUUUGACUCGGAAAUCACCUGAGGUCGUCUCAACAGAAGUGCAAACUUCGGACGCCGAUAUCAAAGAAUGGCUCUGUGGUGCCAAUCCACCAGAAAACUAUUGGGAAGAAUUGGCUGAGAGGCGCCGCGUGGCUCUCAAGGAGACGCUAGAUGAAAAUCGCGAGUUGUGUGACCUAGUUGACGCGUUAAACAAAGAGUUGGAACGAUUGAGUAGAAUUGAAGAACAAGCCAAACACUUUGCUCAAAUGUACAGCCUAUUCACUAAAGAAGCAGAACAAGUCUAACUGGAAAUGAAGAACACUCCACUACACGACCAGUUUGGCUUUUUAUUUGUUUUGUAUACCAUGUUACCUCGACAUUCCCUGCCAUGUUUGUGACGUCCCGUUUCCUAUGUGCAUUUAUCGUGUUUUGUACCUACCGCCGCUGUUCUACCGCCCUUGUCCCAUCCCUCGAACUCGCAUUCACCUUCGGAACAUUUCCAACGUCUCAUUGACAGUGGAGCUGCAUGGAUUAUACUUGUGGACUGACUAGGUUCCGACUGUUGUGCUUACUUUAUUCCGUGGUCUAAUUUGCGUUCUUGGUCGGUGUUAUGAUAACUUGUAGGGCACCUUUUUAUCCUAAGCUAGCACUGCACAUUACCAAGCG